This is a messenger RNA of Polychytrium aggregatum, 2320 nucleotides long. RefSeq lists its product as uncharacterized. Gene Ontology annotation, biological process: long-chain fatty-acyl-CoA metabolic process; long-chain fatty acid metabolic process. NCBI's taxonomy places the organism in Eukaryota, Fungi, Chytridiomycota, Chytridiomycetes, Polychytriales. Gene Ontology annotation, molecular function: long-chain fatty acid-CoA ligase activity. The record is from RefSeq and is a predicted model, not a curated record. The coding region runs from base 117 to 2246 and encodes 709 amino acids. Gene Ontology annotation, cellular component: endoplasmic reticulum; lipid droplet; plasma membrane. The transcript is spliced from 8 exons.
AUAUAACUCUCGCCGAUCGCCUCUCCCCCGACUCGCCAUCCUCCUGUCCGGGCCCGUUUGCUCUGAGCACCGCAUCCAGCUUCCAUCCUCUGCUUUGUCCUUACCCACCUACCGCCAUGGAACUCGCUCUGGGUGCCGUUGCGGUGACGGCCAUCGCCGUCCCCACCUUCGCGUUCCUCAACUCAAACAGAAUCCAGUCCGUCGAGAUCGAAACUGCCGAGGGCGACUUUACCAAGGAAACCCGUCCCAGGCGCAAAAUCGCCAGCAAGGACCAGCUCUGGGCUGCUCCCGAGCCCCAUCUGUCGACCGUCUUCGAGCUCAUCACCGAUGGCGUCCAGAAACGGCCCAACCAUCCCACCCUCGGCAAGCGCCAGGUCGUCAAGAUCGUCGAGGAGGAGAAGGAAGUCACCAAGGUCGUCGGUGGUGUUGAGAAGAAGGAGAUCAAAAAGUGGAAGUACUUUGAGCUCUCCGGCUACGAAUUCCUCACCUAUCAGGAAGCCUACGCCAAAAUGCUUCACAUCGGCUCUGGUCUCCGACAGCUGGGUCUGAAGAAGGGCGACAUCGUCACCCUCUUUGCGAGUACCAGCCGCGAAUGGAUGCUCUUCUGCAACGGAUGCUGGACCCAGGACCUGACCAUCUCCACUGCAUAUGAUACCCUGGGUGAGGAGGGCUUGACCUUUGCCCUCAAUGAAGGCGAGGUCACCACCCUGUUCACCAACGCCGAUCUGCUGCCCGUUAUGCAGAAGGUCAUUCCCAAGGUCUCGUACAUCAAGCAUAUCGUCUACCAUGGCACUCCUGCCGAUGGCAUCAUCAACAACAUCAAGUCGGCCUUCCCCCACAUCAACAUCUACUCGAUCGACGACCUCAUUGCUCUCGGCGAGAAGCACCCUUCGCAGCCUACUCCUCCCACCAAGGAGUCGACCGCCUGCAUCAUGUACACCUCCGGCUCUACCGGCAACCCCAAGGGUGUCGAGCUGACCCACCAGAACAUUGUUGCUGGAGUUACGGGUGCCCACGGCAUCGGCAUCUUUUCCAAGCACAAUCCCAAGGACGAUGUCUACCUCGCUUUCCUGCCCUUGGCCCACAUUCUCGAGCUCGUUGUCGAGAUCUUUGCCAUUUGGGUCGGCGUCACCAUCGGCUACGGCUCUGUCCGCACGCUCACGGAUUCCUCGGUCCGCAACUGCAAGGGUGAUAUCCGCGAGCUUCGCCCGACGCUGAUGGCGGGUGUGCCUGCUGUCUGGGAAGGUAUCCGCAAGGCUGUGCAUGCCAAACUCAGCACCUCCAGCACCCUCGUUCGCAACAUGUUCUAUGCUGCCUAUGAGCUCAAGUGGAAAUGCAUCGAGCUUGGUCUUCCCACCGAUUUCCUGGACGCUCUGGUCUUCAACCAGAUCAAGGCCCAGACCGGUGGCCGCCUGCGUCUUGCUCUCUCCGGUGGCGCUCCCAUGGCCCGCGAGACCCAGCGAUUCUUCACCACCUGCAUCUGCACCAUGAUUGCUGGCUAUGGCAUGACCGAGACCGUCGGCCUUAUCGCUGUGCAGGAUAUCUCGCAGCCCCACCUGCUCGGCAAGGUUGGUCCUCCUUGUACCUCGGUUGAGGCCAAGCUCGUCAACGUGCCCGAUAGCAAGUACGCGGUCACCAACACUCCGCCCCAGGGCGAGCUCUGGGUCCGUGGUGCCAACAUCAUGAAGGGCUACUACAAGCAGCCCGAGCUCACGGCUCAGACCAAGACCGAGGACGGGUGGCUCAUGACCGGCGACAUUGCCGAGUUCAGUCCCGAGGGCAACAUUGUCCUCAUUGACCGCAAGAAGAACCUGGUUAAGCUCAGCAACGGCGAGUAUGUCGCUCUCGAGAAGCUCGAGUCUGUCUACAAGAUGAGCCACUACGUCGCCAACAUCUGCCUGUACGCCGACCCCGAGCAGAGCUUCGUCGUUGCCUUGGUUGUCCCCGUCGAGAAGGAGUGCGAAAAAUACGCUGCCGCCAACAACCUAUUCCCGGGCCAGGACCACUUUGACCGCAACGAGAUCGCUGGCCAUCCUGCUAUCCAGAAGGCUGUCUUUGACGACCUGGUCGACACUGCCAAGAAGGCCAAGCUGAAGGGCGCCGAUCUGAUCGGAGCCUGCUUUGUCUGCCAUGAAGAGUGGACCACCGAGAACAACAUGACGACUGCCGCUCACAAGAUCCGCAGAGCCGACAUUGUCGAUCAUUACAAGAAGGACAUUGCCCGCAUGUACGGAACCAGCACGUAAAGCGACGUGCGCUUUGGCAUUGUUGAAUAGUGCUGGUCUUGUGUGCCCGGUUUAGACACCUGCGAACGGCCAGC